This is a messenger RNA of Musca vetustissima, 1432 nucleotides long. RefSeq names its product ruvB-like helicase 2 (gene rept). Gene Ontology annotation, cellular component: R2TP complex; NuA4 histone acetyltransferase complex; Ino80 complex. The coding region runs from base 2 to 1432 and encodes 476 amino acids. The record is from RefSeq and is a predicted model, not a curated record. Gene Ontology annotation, biological process: box C/D snoRNP assembly; chromatin remodeling; regulation of transcription by RNA polymerase II. Gene Ontology annotation, molecular function: ATP hydrolysis activity; ATP binding; DNA helicase activity. NCBI's taxonomy places the organism in Eukaryota, Metazoa, Arthropoda, Insecta, Diptera, Muscidae. The transcript is spliced from 2 exons.
AAUGGCGGAUGGUGAAAAAAUUGAAGUACGUGAUAUUACACGAAUCGAACGUAUCGGAGCACAUUCUCAUAUUCGCGGUCUCGGUCUCGAUGAUGUCUUGGAAGCCAGAGCUGUUUCACAGGGUAUGGUGGGUCAAAAAGAUGCCCGCCGUGCUGCUGGUGUUGUUGUACAAAUGGUGAGAGAAGGAAAAAUUGCUGGCCGUUGCAUCCUGUUGGCUGGUGAACCCAGUACGGGAAAGACAGCUAUUGCUGUGGGUAUGGCCCAAGCAUUGGGUACGGAGACCCCGUUUACUAGUAUGUCGGGAUCUGAAAUCUAUUCAUUGGAAAUGAGCAAAACAGAGGCAUUGUCACAGGCUUUACGAAAAAGUAUUGGGGUGAGAAUCAAGGAAGAGACAGAAAUUAUCGAAGGUGAAGUGGUGGAAAUACAAAUCGAUAGGCCAGCAACAGGAACGGGACAAAAAAUUGGAAAGGUAACCUUGAAAACAACUGAAAUGGAAACCAAUUAUGAUUUGGGUAACAAAAUCAUUGAAUGCUUUAUCAAAGAAAAAAUUCAAGCUGGAGAUGUUAUAACCAUUGAUAAGGCAUCGGGCAAGGUAUCGAAAUUGGGACGUAGUUUUACACGUGCUCGUGAUUACGACGCCACCGGAGCACAGACCCGCUUUGUCCAGUGUCCCGAGGGUGAACUGCAAAAGCGGAAAGAAGUUGUUCACACUGUAACACUGCACGAAAUCGAUGUCAUCAACAGCCGUACCCAUGGUUUCUUGGCACUAUUUUCCGGUGACACUGGUGAAAUUAAACAAGAAGUUCGCGAUCAAAUCAAUAACAAAGUAUUGGAAUGGCGUGAAGAGGGUAAAGCUGAAAUUAAUCCCGGUGUCUUGUUCAUUGAUGAGGUCCAUAUGUUGGACAUUGAGUGCUUCUCAUUCUUGAAUCGUGCCCUCGAAUCCGAUAUGGCUCCCGUUGUGGUAAUGGCUACAAAUCGUGGCAUUACACGUAUACGUGGUACAAAUUAUCGCAGUCCCCAUGGUAUACCAAUUGAUUUACUCGAUCGUAUGAUUAUCAUACGUACCGUACCAUAUUCGGAGAAGGAAAUGAAAGAAAUUCUCAAAAUACGUUGUGAAGAAGAAGAUUGCCUUAUGCAUCCGGAUGCAUUGACAAUUUUAACAAAAAUAGCCACCGACACCAGUUUACGUUAUGCCAUACAAUUGAUAACAACAGCAAAUUUGGUGUGCCGGCGACGUAAAGCCACCGAAGUCACCACGGAAGAUGUAAAGAAAGUCUAUUCGCUAUUUUUGGAUGAGAAUCGUUCAAGUCAGAUAUUAAAGGAGUUCCAGGAUGAGUAUAUGUUCAAUGAGAUUGAAGAGGAAAUUGGUGAUACAAUACAGCCGAAAGAGGAAGUUGGUGCUGGCGGAGACGGUCAACCAAUGGAACAUUAA